This is a messenger RNA of Jaminaea rosea, 1902 nucleotides long. RefSeq lists its product as hypothetical. The record is from RefSeq and is a predicted model, not a curated record. The coding region runs from base 1 to 1902 and encodes 633 amino acids. The transcript is spliced from 4 exons. NCBI's taxonomy places the organism in Eukaryota, Fungi, Basidiomycota, Exobasidiomycetes, Microstromatales.
AUGACUGCCGAACCCGAGGAGGUGGUGCGACCCUCCCCCGCCCCCCUUCAGCCUACGUCCUCCUCAUCUGCCUCAUCAGCGCAAGCCUACAACCACCCACAACACCACAGCCAGCAGCAGCAAGUGCGCGACGAGUCGGAGAUCUUUCAGCUCGCACACGGCAGGCGCAAGAAGCCCGGUAGCCAGGAUGGGGCACCGGCCGUGUCCUUCAUUGAAGUGUACGACGAGCAGCAGCCUAUUCGCCUGAGCCACCUCUUUCGCCGGCCGGUGAUUCGUCAAUUCCUCAGCGAUGGGCGCAUCUAUCGCGAAAAAUUUGAGAGGGAAAGCUCGCGGUUCGAGCUCUUCUUCGACUUGUGCUUUGUGGGCAUCAUCCACCAACUCGCAGACGGCCUGGGUGAAGCCGAGUCAGGUCGCGCUCUCCAGCUCCUCAAGUUCGCACUCAUUUACUACCCAGCAUACAGCGUGGCGCUCGACGUGCGCUCCUACAUCAAUACCUCUGGCCUCGACGACGUGUGGUGUCGCCUCUACCUGCUCCUCCAGAUGCUUCUCCUCAUCGGGUACACAGCCAACGCAACCGCCGUCGAAAUCAUCAGCGAGCACAAGGGCAUCGUGCCCGAAGGAAUGGCCCUCCUCACCCUCGCCGAGUCCUCCUCCGAAUCCUCCCCUCACCUCGCUCACGGCGCCGGCGACGAGUCGUUGCCCCUCCUCGCCGUACCUCUAGGCAAAACGGGCCUCUGGUUUGCAGAGGGGUAUCUCUCGGCUAUCAUCGCAGCAGGCGUCUUCAAUCUCGCCUCCAAACUCUUGAAGGUCCUCCUCCUCUUCGUCUACGGAAUUGCCCUCCCGCGCUUCCGCCGUUCCCUGUGGCUGAGCAUCGUGCCCACCGUCUGCCUCGCAGCCAUCUACUUGCCCAUCCCUGCCAUCCCUGUCGCCGACCCGGCCAUGCUCCUUUGGCUCCUCGUCGCCGGCAUAGUCUGCGACAUCCUCUUCCGGUUCGGCAUCUCGUACACGAUGCAGUUCUGGCAUGGCAGGGCCAAACGUCACGGCCAUUCGGGGGACACGUUCAUUCCCGUCACGAGCGUCGAGCACAGCAUGGAGCGCUCCCUCCUCUUCACGCUGCUAGUCAUCGGCGAGUCUAUCCUCAACGCGACGUUCAAGGCGGAACCCGACUCCCUCGGCUUGAGCCAGGAGUACGGGCGAUCCGUCCUCGCCGUCAUCGUGGGAUUCACCCUCAUCUGGCUCUACUUUGACGCGGAUGGCUCCCGCUGCUUCGUGCACGCACUGCGUCGCAACCCAUUCACGGCCAUCAGCUUCAACCUUGCUCACUUUGUCCUCACGGGCUCCCUCAUCCUCAUGUCCUCUGCCCUACCUGGCCUCAUCCACGAGGUUCACUCCAAGGAAGGUGUUCGAUGGUUCUUUGGCGGGUCCAUGGCCACCUCUCUGGGCGUGAUUGCCAUCCUGGGGUUACUGCACAAGAACCUCGACAAGGCAGGUAGCGCAAAGUGGCCCUACCAUGCGCGCAUCGCCCUCCGCUUCGUUGUGAGCGCCGGGUUCGCCGUCAUCCCGCUCAACGAGGAGAUGCCCAACACCCACUUCCUCACGGCGUACGCCGUCCUCCUCGUUGGACUCGUGGCCAGCGAGACUUUUGGCAAGCUCGGCGCCGUUGGACGUCGGUACGAUCCGUUGAAGGCGGAGAAGUACUACGCGAGGCAAAAGGAGGAGACGCACAAGAGGAGGAGAUCGCGUAGCGCGAGCCUCGACAGGCGUUCCAGCUGGCACUACUAUGCUGAUCUGGGAGGGGACGAGCGCGGUGAUGAGGAUGUCGGGAUAGAGGGAGAGAUUGGACAGAUGGAGAUCAAGGACCAUAACGAUGCGGCGCAGCGGUGGGCACUGCUGGCGCUUUGA